Molecule: messenger RNA, 686 nt
Organism: Suillus plorans
Lineage: Eukaryota; Fungi; Basidiomycota; Agaricomycetes; Boletales; Suillaceae
Exons: 3
Coding region: 171-488 (105 amino acids)
Source: RefSeq, a predicted model, not a curated record
AGAUCAAGCGCUCUCGUCUGCAACCGGUGCUAAGUCCAUCUUCCUACACGUAAGGACUACAUCGAUGGUUGUGGCACACAUUCGACAAGGUGCUGCACUCCCUCCCCACUCUGCACGUCUGGUCUGGUCUAUUUUUAACUCGAUGACAUCAACUCUUGCAGCACGUUUGUAUGAUAUGGAACAGCACCUAUAUCCAGAACGUAUCAUGGGUGCUACCACCUCUCAAACACAAAUCUCCAUCAGACAUCUACAUCCUACUCAAAUUCUCGGAUGCCGUAUCGCAUGACCUAAGUGUCGAUACCGUGUUUGAGGGACGUCGAUACGAUCCAUCGAAUUUACCGUCGUAUCAUGUAGAACUUGUCUCGCGGAAAUGCUAUUCUAUAUACAGGUGCUGCAAAUUUGGGUAUUUCGUUUGCAAAGGCCAUCUCAUAGGAAUAGAACAAUGCGAUACGAAUUCCUGCGACUUGUUGGAUGAGCCUCGAACGUAAACAAAAUCGUAGAGACGCUUCAGCAUUUUUGGAAGGACAACAUCAAGUCAAAAUGACGUGGACAACAAGACUGUAUGUAUCACAUUGUCUUUGUCCUAAUUGCUGCGCCCAUUGGAACGGGCACGGACUGCAAGGGAACCAAGGCCAGACCUCUAUGGCGGGAGGCUACGGCUCUGUCUAUCGAGGACAGACUACGAC